This is a messenger RNA of Dermacentor albipictus, 749 nucleotides long. Its product is annotated as COMM domain-containing protein 7-like. Lineage: Eukaryota; Metazoa; Arthropoda; Arachnida; Ixodida; Ixodidae. Gene Ontology annotation, biological process: tumor necrosis factor-mediated signaling pathway; negative regulation of DNA-templated transcription. The record is from RefSeq and is a predicted model, not a curated record. Gene Ontology annotation, molecular function: NF-kappaB binding.
AUCCGCUUAGAGUGGGUGCCUAACAAGUGGGGGUGUGUGCAUGUGUGUGCUGCAGCCGGUGGGAACCACGCUCACAAGGGCGCUUCUUGGCGUGCUCUUUCUGUGUAGCCAUGAAAGCUGAAGACGUAAAGCUUUCGGGCGGCAAGCCCAGCAGUGUCGUGCUUGCGGACAUACAGGCUGUGAAUGCGCUAAGUGCUGAGCAAUUCUCUCACCUCGUCGAAGCUACCUGCCGCACGUCUACGGUGUCAGCGCCGUCGUCGAGUGGCGACGCGAGCAGUAGACCUAGCAGCGAGACCCUGUCCCUCCUGCUGUCCGAGGCGUCGCGACAUGGCUUAGACGCUCCUCAGCUACGCCAGAGCCUGGAGAGCCUCGGUCUGGACAGUGCCCGUGCAGCCACCCUGGCCGAUCGCUGGCUGGCAUCAUCUGCUGCUGCGCCACAGGUGCGGCCCUGGCAGCUACGGGACGUGGAGUGGCGUUUCGGAGUCACAGUGGCCAGCUCGUCACAGGAGCCACGAGGCAGCUUUGUGCAGCUUCGUUUGGCUCUAGCGAAUGGACAGGACGUACAUGUUGAGAUGAACCUUGCUCAGUUCUACUCUUUGUGCCAUGAGAUGGAGCAGGCCAAGCUCACUCUGGAGGCCUUGCGUUGAGAUUCAUUCCACCGAAGCUUUACGAGUUGCAAUUUACGUGCUGUAGUUGUAACUGAUUGAAUUAUAUAAAUAAUAGCCAUUCGUCUUGUGCCCUGCUUGCAA